GUCAAAGUGUGAUUGCUGCGCCAAACAUAGGUCAAAUUAUUUUGAUCUCUGCCAUGGCCUUGGUAUCUGGAUAUUCCUCCAACGAAGAUGAACACGAGCCUAUCUCAAGUAAUCCUUUUGGGAUUGCAAAGUCUGCUACCAAUUCUGCGAAGCGUAUGAAACUGGAUGGUCCUUCAUUAAGUGUAGUGGCUGCACCAGACGUGUUAUCAGAGGAUCCAGUAAACCAGUCCUCGUUGGUCGCUCGCCCAACGGAUUCACAAAUGCUGGUCAACAUACCACAUGAAGACAUGCUCAAACCUAUACUCGGUCCAGAGAAUCCUUUCGCAGAAAGAAAGGCCAUUCAGAAUCAAAACUUGCUAUCUGGUCAUGUGGAGGAAUUGGCGAUGGACGAGCAAGCGUUUAGACAACAGCAUUUGACCCAUGCCAUUCUUGGCUAUUCAGCGAACCCGUCAGAAGACCCCAAUGCGAAGGCUUUUGUAGGUUCGGUAGAAGCCGCUGAAAAGAAUAAUUUUGCCACAUUAGACACCUUACGGCCGUCCAAGGCUGCUAGAAAAGACAAGAAGCGCAAGCGCGAGGAUCGAGGUGACUUGGAAGUCGUAGAGGGCGAUGGUGCAUAUGUAGGACCAUGGGGUAAAUGGGAAGGUGAUGAUGAAGCUCCUCAACUGCCUGAAGGAUGGGAUGAAUAUGCAGAGCCGGAGCUGGAACCAGAACCCACUGCCAUCGCCCCGAGUGGAUCUAAAAAGAGGGUUCCCAAAGUUGGACCGGGAAACGAAUCGACCAUAUUCCACGGCAAAUCGCUCACCGACUAUCAAGGCCGUACAUAUAUUUAUCCACCUUACUCGGUUGCGCCACAACUAUCUCAGGAGGCUGGUUCUCAAGAGACGUUCAUUCCAAAAGUUUGUAUUCAUACAUGGACAGGACACACAGCAGGAGUUUCCGUCAUUAGACUCUUUCCCAAUACGUCGCACCUUUUACUUAGUGGCAGCAUGGAUAACAAAGUCAAGCUAUGGGAUGUAUACAAUGAAGGUAACUGUCUGCGAACAUUCCUGGGCCAUGGUAGAGCAGUCAAGGAUGUCACCUUUUCGAACGAUGGCCGACGGUUCCUGAGUUGUGGGUUCGACAGAUAUAUAAAACUGUGGGACACCGAGACUGGAAAAUGUUUGAAAAACUUUUCCAAUGGAAAGAUGGCCCAUGUCUUGCGAUUCCAUCCCGAUGAAGACAAGCAAAACAUUUUCUUGGCUGGAAUGACAGACAAGAAAAUUAUACAAUACGAUAUUGACUCGGGAGAGAUAACACAAGAAUACGAUCAACACUUGGGUCCCGUCAAUACCAUCACCUUUGUUGACGAGAAUCGAAGAUUUGUGACAACAUCCGAUGACAAGACCAUUCGCGCAUGGGACUUUGAUAUUCCCGUCGUUAUAAAAUAUAUCGCAGAGCCUUACAUGCAUUCCAUGCCCGCUGUAACCCUUCACCCCAACAGUAUGUUUUCAUCGUACGGUCCCGACAUGGUACUUACCCAUCGCUACAGAAAAAGUAUUUGCCGCGCAAUCAUUGGACAAUCAAAUCCUGAUCUACAACGCCGACAAUUUCCGCCAAAACCGGAAAAAGCGGUUCGCUGGCCACUCUGUCGCAGG
Messenger RNA from Acaulospora colombiana, 1634 nucleotides. The record is from the annotation of a GenBank genome assembly. NCBI's taxonomy places the organism in Eukaryota, Fungi, Glomeromycota, Glomeromycetes, Diversisporales, Acaulosporaceae.